This is a messenger RNA of Toxorhynchites rutilus septentrionalis, 2433 nucleotides long. RefSeq lists its product as uncharacterized. Gene Ontology annotation, biological process: DNA integration. The record is from RefSeq and is a predicted model, not a curated record. The coding region runs from base 1 to 2433 and encodes 810 amino acids. Lineage: Eukaryota; Metazoa; Arthropoda; Insecta; Diptera; Culicidae. The transcript has a single exon. Gene Ontology annotation, molecular function: nucleic acid binding.
AUGUUCCUGCAGAUUUUAAUGCGCGAGACUGACAAGCACUCGCAGCGAAUUUUGUGGCGGGAAGUUCCUACUCGAGAUCCAGACAUUUACCUGGCGGAUGUUGCUACGUUUGGGUCGACAUGUUCACCGGCAUCGGCUCAGUUCGUAAAGAAUAAAAACGCACGCGAACACAGUGGCCAGUUUCCUAGAGCAGCUGAAGGCAUUCUACAGAGCACAUACGUAGACGAUUACUUAGACAGUUUUGGGUCGGAGGAAGAAGCGUGUCGUGUUUCCAAUGAAGUUCGCCAGAUUUUCCGUAACGGUGGAUUUCAGUUGAGAAAUUGGAUUUCAAAUAAUCAAAAAGUUCUAGAACAUCUUGGGGAAACGCAAUCCUCCUCCAGUAAGAGUAUUAUAAGUACAGUUAACAACACUGAACGUAUACUCGGAAUGUUGUGGGAUCCUCUGACAGACAAUCUAUCCUUUAAGACUCAAAUGAGUGGUGAGGUUCAGUCGCUGUUGGAAAGUGGUAAAAGACCGACGAAGAGACAAGUUUUAAGAUGUGUCAUGACUUUGUUCGACCCCUUGGGAAUUUUGUCUACAUUUUUGAUCCACGGGAAGAUACUAAUGCAAGACCUGUGGCGCGCUGGAACAGGUUGGGACGAAGAUGUCGGUGACAUUCAAUACGAAGAUUGGUCCAGGUGGAUAAAGAUGAUAUCGUUCAUAACAAAUAUUCGUAUUUCCCGCUGCUAUUUCCCGGAGGCAUCGACGCAAACUUACAAGGAAGCUGAACUCCAUGUUUUCGUAGAUGCAAGUUUGUUUGCGUUGUACUUGCGGACGACCAAUGCUGACGGUUCGCCUCAAUGUACUCUUGUUGCUGCAAAGGCCAAAGUGGCGCCGCUCAAACCUAUGACUAUUCCGAAGCUGGAUCUGCAAGGAUGCCUCCUGGGGACUAGAAUGGUGAAGUUCGUGUUAACUAGCCACUCUAUUCCUAUAAAAAGAAGAGUCUUGUGGACGGACAAUUCAGUCGCACUGGCGUGGAUUCGAGCGGACCCGAGAAAUUAUCGACCAUUCGUCGCAAAUCGAGUAGGCGAGAUUCAGGAAACUACGUCCGUGGACGAAUGGAGAUGGGUUCCAUCGGAAUACAACCCGGCUGAUGAGGCGACGAAGUGGGGCAGUGGGCCGUACUUUAACGAUGACAGUCGGUGGUUCAAUGGUCCGGAAUUUUUGCGCUCUCCAGAAGAUGAAUGGCCGAGUUUUAUGGAUCAAAUGUUGGACACAACUGAGGAAAUGCGACCGUCAAUUCUGUUUCAUACCACCUGGGAACCUAUGAUUGCCUACGAGCGUUUCUCUAAGUGGGAAAAAUUGCUACGCAGCAUGGCUUACGUGAUGCGAUUUUCGAAUAACGCCGGUAGAACGAGUCAAAAACGUGGAGGUCGAAUAACUCAACAAGAGUUCGAAGCUGCGGAAGUCGAGAUUGUAAAACAGGUGCAGAGAGAGGCUUACGCAGAUGAAGUGUCGACUUUGAAAGCCAACCAAAUGCUACCUGCAGACAAGAGACAAUCAAUUGAAAGAUCAAGUAAGAUAUAUCAACUAAUGCCGAUGAUGGAUGAGAGAGGAUUGAUGCGACAAAAUAGCAGGAUCGCAGCAGCGAAACAUUUGCACUACAGUGUACGCUUUCCGCUGAUUCUGCCAAGGGAUCAUCGAUACACCGAACUUUUGGUCGCCAAGUACCAUCGAAUGUACCGUCACGCGAAUUCUGAGACUGUGGUAAACGAGAUUCGUCAAUUAUACGUUAUCCCAAAACUCCGGACAGUAGUAAGACACAUCGGAAGAAACUGCCAGUUCUGCAAGAUUCGUAAGGCACUUCCAACUGUUCCUCCGAUGGCUCCGCUGCCGUUCGCACGCUUGGCAGCCGACCACCGCCCUUUCAGCUACGUGGGAGUUGAUUAUUUCGGUCCGCUGUUGGUUAAACAAGGUCGAUCGAAUGUAAAAAGGUGGAUCGCGCUCUUCACUUGUUUGACGGUGCGCGCUGUACAUCUCGAAGUGGCACACAGCCUGACUACCGCAUCGUGUAUAUCCUGCAUCCGCCGAUUCGUCUGCCGUCGAGGUUCGCCUGUCGAGUUUUUUAGCGACAACGCCACAAACUUUCAUGGAGCUGAACGGAUACAUCGUGAAAAUAUCAAUCAUGGAUUGGCAGCAAGUUUUACAAGUUCCAACACAAAAUGGCCCUUCAUUCCACCUGGCGCCCCGCAUAUGGGAGGCGCUUGGGAGCGCCCUGUGCGCUCGGUGAAGAUUGCUAUGGGAGAUUCCUAUAAGGAAGGAAAACUAAAUGAUGAAGAACUCCCUUACUCCAAACCAUUUCCUUUUGGGAAGCUCGAGUGGAAUAAAGCAAUCCAGCAAUCUACAACAAGGCACUUCAUGAGACACUUGGUACAGCAUACAGCGUCAGCUUGA